Molecule: messenger RNA, 1677 nt
Organism: Symbiodinium sp. CCMP2592
Lineage: Eukaryota; Dinophyceae; Suessiales; Symbiodiniaceae
Source: the annotation of a GenBank genome assembly
AUGGCGGUCGAACCCUUCAACAUUGUUGUUCGGAAUACCUUCAUUGAUGCUGUGCAAGAGCCUGAAGGCAGAGUUCUGGAUGACAGCCCCCUGAAUCGGACGCAUUCCGAUCCAACUGGAGGCUACUCCAAGCAAGUUCUGAACUUGGACAGGAUAGUGCCGCGAGCAGGAAUAGCUGAGGAGGAAGAGGUUCACGACCUCCCAGAGCCAGCUUUCCACCAUCGGAUCAAACUCGAGGAGGAGGAGGCGCCCUUGGCUCGGACGAGGAGCAUGGGUCAGCCGCAGUCGGCCUCGGUCCUGGCAGGGAUCGGACGCACGCUCUCGGCGGCCUCUGCAGGCGAAUCGCUGCAACGACUCCUGACUGGUGGUGGCGAGGAUGAAAGCUUUGCGGCUGCCAUGGAAACGGUGCCUCCUUGGGUUUCGAACAUGGGUGUUCCUCAGCCACCGUGGAUGUAUCCGCCGGGUCCUUCUGGGCCACAGGCUCCGGCAUCUGCAUCAAUGAUGCCACCAAGGUGGAGCAUGGAUAACCUGACGGUUCAGACGGCGGUGCAGAGUGUGGCCGCGCAGAGCGCUGCCCAGGUGGCAGCGGCCCGGCUUUCAGCGGCUCAGGUUCAGGUGGCCCUGGAACUUUCCAAGGCGAAAGCAGAGGCCGCAGAAGCCAAGGCAUUGGCUCAGGCUUCCGCUGAGGCCCUAGCCAAAGCCCAGGCCACCCAGCCCUGCGGGUGCUCUUGCGGGGGGAUGCCUUGUGCACCUUGCAUGUAUCCCUCCUUGGCCCCGGCCUCCUCGGCAUCCUCGACCGCCGCAGCGGCCGCAGCCGCCGCAGCCGCCGCAGCCCAGUCUCCAUUCAGACAGGAUCUGCACCGGGCCGGCCAGGAUGUUGGGCUGUCGACGCAGUUUUCUGCGAAUCAGUUUUCUCGCAGAGACCUAGGGCCAGGGCCACCCGUGGGCCGCCGACACUGCUUCCAUCAGGACGAUCGGAUCGCGCGGUCAGUUGUGUCUGAGGAGUUUUUCUGGGACAAGAAGAAGCCUGCUAGUUCGAGGCGAUUAUGUUUGGACGACCUGACGGAAGAUGCUCUGCAGGAGUAUAGAGCUCGGGUGUCGACUGCACGCAAGAGCCUGGCUUUUGACAGCGAGGCCAACGGAACCGGAUCCACGACCACCGCGGCAACGACCGUACCGUCGUCAAGAUCCAUCUGCACAGCAUUCUCCUCUGAAAACUCCCAGUCCCAGGUCAGCCAUCAGGUCAGUCGAAGUGAGACUGAGAAGCGAGCGGAGAAGGCAUGGCUGCGGGGGCGUCUGCGCCAAGCCAGACGGCGGGAGCUGCUGAAUGAGUUUCUCAAGCAGCAUCGCUUCAGCCGUGACAUCAGCGAAGCGCAGGCACCAGCGACUUGCUUCCCUUUCUUCAAGAGAUGCGAGACGCUGUAUCCGAUCCACGUCGCGGCCCAGAUGGGACACACCGAACUUGUUCGGAUUCUUCUGGAGGAGGGUGCAGACAGGAAUCAGCGGACGUCAGGUGGCCGAACUGCUCUGGAGAUCGCAUUGUCUGAGGACCACAAGGGCUCACACUGCGGAGUGUUGGAUCUGCUGCAAGGUCGAACCUCCGUGAUGGACAUGCGCACUGCCAUGAAGAUGAUGGUGACGGGCACGCAGACCUGUGACGCACAAGAGGAGUCCUAA